Molecule: messenger RNA, 4817 nt
Organism: Orcinus orca (killer whale)
Lineage: Eukaryota; Metazoa; Chordata; Mammalia; Artiodactyla; Delphinidae
Product: translation initiation factor IF-2-like
Exons: 6
Coding region: 1-1221 (406 amino acids)
Source: RefSeq, a predicted model, not a curated record
AUGGGAGGUUUCAGUCGCAUCCCCGUCCAGAGUGGGAGAGAGCGGGGCCGAUCUUCCAAGACUCGGAAAAGUCGAGCAUGUAGGGAGAGCGGGAAGACCCUCUCGCAUCUCCGGAGCCACCGCUGUCUUGGGCUUGGGCCGCUGUCGGCCGACUCCGGGUCCGCCCGCUCAGACGCGGCAGCGCGACCGCUUCGUCCCGCGGCCGGGUCGCUCGGCAUCUACUCCUGUCACGCCGCGGGCAACUGCGGCGACUUUGCCGGCACCGGGGGUCGCCGCAUCCUACUCCCGCCUGGCGCCCAAGGGGCGCGGGUUUCCCCGGACCCGCGGCCCCCGGGCCGGGCGGCGAUCAAGGGCGAGACGCUGCCGGCGGAGGCGCUCGCCCGUGCCGGCCCGAGAAAGGAAGGACGGCGACCUCCGCGUCCGGUCCGCUCGGCCAGCCCGCUUCGGCGCCGAGCGGGGGGCCACACCCAGCGCCCCGGGAGGCGGCUGGGGCUGGGCGGCCCAGGCUGCGGAUGGCGCGGCCCAGGCUCAGCCACCGUCCCGGCCGCGCAGGCCCCGCCGCGUCCGCCCGAGCCCCGCGUCCCGGCCCGGGCCCGGCGGGCUGGCGGGGAGAGGGUCCCGGGCGGCGGCGGCGGCCGGGGAUCCCGGGCUUACCUCUGUGCCAAGCGCCGUCCGCUCCGUCCCGGGCCGGGGAACGGGGAUCGGGGGCGCGGUCGCCGGUGGAGGCGCGGCGGCGGUGGCGGCCCCUGCGGCGCGGAGGGCGGGCGGAGCAGGAGCCGCUGCCUGGGCCGCGCGCCGUCCGGAGCUCGCCCCGCGCAGCCGGCGCUCGCGGCGGAGGGCGCAGCCGGUUCGGCCCCCGGGCUAGAUUCCUUCACUGACACAACUCCGGGUCGGCCCGCUCCACGCAGGGACACUCCCGCCCCUCGUAGGCUGCCCCCGCCCGCCGGCCGGCCGGCCAGCCCGCCCCUCGGUGUCACUCACCCAGGCGCACACACCCCGAGCCGGCGCCCCUCGCUCCCGCUCGCACACACAGCGCUGCUCACGCCUCUCUCGGGUUUUGUAUCCGCUCACACGCACGUUCUGACACAGAUCCCUUCCCUCCACACGCCCUCCCUAGCUCCUUUCCCACCCCACUUUCUAGAAGAAUCCCCGUACAGCUUCCGCGCUUUGCCUGCCCCACACCAACCUCCUCGCCUUUCCCCAAACCCCCGCCUCACUUAAACUGCCACUGUUAUUCAAAGGUUUUGCCACACCCCGCACGUGUUGCAGGAGAGACAUCCUCCCGUACCCAGGAGAAUGAACUUUGCUCCCCCCAGCACCGUCUACAAAUGCAAGAUGCUUUUAUUUUUAGAAAGCACUGAUGCUUUCUGGUGCUGAGCCAAGCUCAAAAUGUAAACAAAGGUAGCCGAUUCCGAAAUGACCUGAAGAACCAGACGCGGUACUGGGUUUGGUUGGGUCUGACCUUAGAAACGCGGCUAACCGGGAGUAUUCCGGCUCCUCCCUUUCGCUGCCUUUCAGGCUGGAGGACGGGUUGCUCUAAACGUGCGUGAUAACGAAGUUCCAGAUAGACACCGUGGGCACCAGCCCAUGGAUUUCUGCCUGGGAGUACAGUAGUCGGGAGAGUAAAGGCAGUUUCUCAAUCAUUAUUCAUGAUGGAAGCACUUUAGAUAACACACCUCUUCCAGAGGCAGUAGAGUGAAAUGCAGGCAUCUCUCCAGUUUUGUUUUGUUUUGUUUUUUCAGGGUGACUUAACCUCCCUUUUUCUCAAUACCAAUAACCGAUUCUCAGCGGCUCCUUGGAUGUCAAAGCCCCUUGCAAAUACGCAGGCCGGAGUUACUUAACGCCUCUCGCGCUCCAAACUCUAAGGGGCCCCUGAGUGUACAGCAGAAUGGUAUAUGAUCCGAUGUUUAGGAAUUCAUAAUUUGAAAUUAGAUACAAACACCUUUCUGGUAAAGUUCAAAUGUUCUAACAUAGUGUGCCCCUGUGGACAAAGCACAGCCCUAAUAAGGGAUAAAGGAGCCGAAAGCCAAGGAACCUAUUUUCUUUUGUGACUUGUGGUGGCGGUUCUUGUUGCACUGGAUGGGUGUAUGGAUCAUAUAAUUUAUUUAAAAAUAUUUGUAAGUGCUUUAUAAGUAUUAACUUGUUUUUUUUGGUUUUUUUUUUUUGUUUUUUUGCGGUACACGGGCCUCUCACCGCUGUGGCCUCUCCCGUUGCGGAGCACAGGCUCCGGACGCGCAGGCUCAGUGGCCAUGGCCCACGGGCCCAGCCGCUCCGCGGCAUGUGGGAUCUUCCCGGACCGGGGCAUGAACCCGUGUCCCCUGCAUCGGCAGGCGGACUCCCAACCACUGCGCCACCAGGGAAGUCCAGUAUUAACUUGUUUAAUCCUUCAAACAGUUCAAUCAGGACUCCAAAUCUAAUUUGUUUAGUAAAGUCUGAAAGAAGAAAGCCUUCAAGACCUGAAUAUGACCAGAGGGAAGAAAGGGUUUUCAGAAGCCCAUACAUGGCCUUUUACCUUUAAGGGCUAUUUCCCACACUACAAUCAGCAAGGUGCCUGGUGGUAGCUGCUCCGUUGGACUGCAGUGCAUGAUGAUAAAGAGCAAUGCCACCCCUGCUGACCUUCUCUUCCUGGACAGGAGUAUGAGUACAAGGACAGAAGUCAAGAGAGACUGAAAGAAAAGCCCAUUGUGGACCCUGGCCAACGCCGAGAGGUUGAGAGAUGGAUGGGCAGAGGAACAAAGACUUGUUGAAGACCUGCUGAGGCAAAUCCAAAGGCAUGAGUCACUCCCGUGGCGUUCCAAUGGCAGCAGAUUGAGUGGCUAUGAUCUGGAACCAGGGGUUCUGCUUGGAAAUUUUCCAGGAAAGAGGAAAACUUGGGGUGAGAAGAGAAAGGAUAACCUUGCCGGCCUGAGGGCAAAACAUGUUGGAAACACAAAAAACAAAUGAUGUCCCUUGGCUGAACUUUCUUAGUCUAUACAGGUGCUAAAUAUUAGGUUAUCUUUUCACUUCUUCAGAUUUUUUUAAAAAUCUUCUCUUCUCAGGAGCUGAAAUGAAUAUAUACCUAAUAGAAGGGGUUCUUUUUUUUUUUUUGGUUUUAAAGGUUACAUGUCACUGUGUAUUCUAGGAAGAUAAUUUGAGGUUCAUUCAACCUUAGUUGUGCCAGCAGGAAGACAAGUGGCCCCAGUGUGUGUUAUAGGUGUACACACUGUCACUAAUUCAGGAUGCCUUCAUUCAUUCGUUCUCUGAUGUGUAUUAGCAUUUUCUGUUGACCAAGAGUAGUUUUGUCACAAGUCUGAUUAGUAGUGAGAUGGAACAUCUUGUACGUUUAUUAACCAUUUAUUUUAAGUAAUGCCUUGUUGAUGUGUUACUUAAAAGAAAGUUUUAUUUUAUCUCUUGGAUAUAGCUUGUACACUAAAAUUCCCCACAUUAUUGUAUAUUACUUACCUUAUAAACAAAAGCCCACCGGUGCCGCUUUUGGAUACCACACCAGAGAGGACAAAGGAAACUUGUUGUAAACCCAAACCCACUAUUUAAAGAAAUCUCGCGAUUCCUCUGGGUCACAGCAUAGGAAUGAGCCAAAGGCAGAUUCAGGCAUUUUUCUUGUUGGUUGUACUCUGAGCACUUUUGCCCAGAUCUUCACACAUGUGGGACUGGCCUUGCCUGGUGUGGAACCUGAGACAUGGGGGUAUGCUGGUAACAAGGAAAUGGUGCAUUAGUUUGCUAGGACUGCCAUAACAAAGUACCACAGACGAGGUGGGUGGCUUACAGCAGGAAUUUAUUGUCUCACACUCCAGAGGCUAAGAGUCCGAAAUCAUGGUGUCAGCUGCGUUGAUUCCUCCGAGGGCUGUGAGGGAAGGAUCUGUUCCAGGCCUUUCUCCUUGGCUUAUAGAUGGCUGACUUCUCCCUGUGUCUCUUCACAUUGGCUUCCCUCCAUAUGCAUCUGUCUUUAUGUCCAAAUUUCCCCUUUUUAUAAGGACACCAACCAUAUUGGGUUAGGGCUUACCCUACUGACCUCAUAUUAAAGACCCUAUCUCCAAAUGAGAUCACAUUCUGAGCUACUGGGGCUUAGGACCCCAACAUAUCUUUUUUCUUUCUUUUUUUUAUUUUUUCAGGGCAGGGAAGCAAGGACAAUUCAACAACAACUGAUGGCAUAAUAAUGAAGUUAAUAGUAAAAGUGGGGUCAGAGCCUGGCUCUCUGACUAGUUACCCAGGAUUUUUUUAUCAGACCCCGCACCUCUGCAUUCCAUGCUGUCUUCCUGCCCUUUUCCCUGGGUUCCUGUUGAUUCCUGUGCAUUUCUCUAAUGUAAUAAUGAGGUAAUUGGGCAUUUAUCUCCCUGAUGAGACUUCAGCACUAGCUGUGAGCAGGGACUGUGUCUUUUGUUCCUGUGUCUAGCACCGUGCCUGACCCAGACAAGGUGAUUGAAUGGAUAACAACAUCUAUCUUGUAAAGAGUGCCGGUCCACACUGCCAUUCGUCUUCCUGAUUGCACAACUAAAUAUAAGUGAAUCUAGACUCAGCCCUGUGAAACAAAGUGGCAUGAAAACUUGAAACAUUUAAAAAUCCUUAUUAAGUAUAUUGUGGCACAUUGUGGAUAGAAGCUUCUAGAUGGGAUGGUGGAAUAAGGAAGUCCAAAAUGGGGGAGUCCUUACAUGCAGCUACUUCAUGAGUGAAGCAAGUUCAGCCAAAGGAUACUGUGCCCUACUUACAUUAAUAAUGAACUUCAGAUUUAAAGUCUAAGUUAAAAAUUACAGUUAGAGAAAAUGGAAAUACUUCUGUGGAGAUUAUUCUGUGGUUAAUAAAUAGAGUUCAUGAGGAAGGCC